This is a messenger RNA of Brassica napus (rape), 2088 nucleotides long. RefSeq lists its product as uncharacterized. Gene Ontology annotation, biological process: DNA integration. NCBI's taxonomy places the organism in Eukaryota, Viridiplantae, Streptophyta, Magnoliopsida, Brassicales, Brassicaceae. Bases 1 to 2088 code for a protein of 695 amino acids. The transcript is spliced from 6 exons. The record is from RefSeq and is a predicted model, not a curated record. Gene Ontology annotation, molecular function: nucleic acid binding.
AUGGGUGAUGGAGAAGAGUCGACCGUGACCAAGAGUGGUACGAUGGACAGCAGAGGCGUUGUCAGUGCGACGCCGUAUUCUAUGCAUGCUUCCGACAAUCUGGGAGCCAUGAUCACGUCGGUGACGUUGACGGGUGAAAAUUAUGGUGAAUGGUCUAGUGAGAUGACCAACGCUCUUCGUGCAAAACGAAAACUUGGGUUCGUUAAUGGUACGAUUCCGAUGCUUCUUGCAAAUGAUUCUAACGUGGAGCUUUGGCUCUCGGUUAAUUUGAUGAUUGUGGGAUGGAUUCACACGUCUAUUGAGCCUCGGGAACAGCUCGCAUCUUGUCGCCAGGAUGGAAAGUCUGUUAUUGAGUUCUUUGGACGUCUGUCCAAGUUGUGGGAAGAGUUGGAUAUGUACUCGCCUCUCCCAAGUUGUACGUGUGGAGCAGCUCCGGAGAUAGAGAAAGCACGAGAGGCGGAGAAGAUGCAUCAGUUCGUGAUGGGUCUUGAUGAAUCAAGGUUUGAAGGAAUUUGUCAGUCCAUAGUGUCGUCAGACUCCGAGAUGGACAUUGGAGAAAUAUAUGCUAAGGUUGUGCGAGAAGAACAACGUCUUAACUCGACAAAGGAUCGAAAGUCGCAGCAGAACGCAAUUGGGUUUACAGCCAAGACUGAAAUGGAUCAGGCUACUUCGCGUACUGGUUCUGCUAGUUCAGGAAGACGCUCGCAAUGUGCUCACUGCAGGAGAACAGGACAUGACAAGUCGAACUGUUGGCAACUGGUUGGGUUUCCCGAUUGGUGGGAAGAGCGUGCGUCGUCUAACAGAGGAAACACUAGAGCAAACAGAGGUGGCGGCAGAGGAGGUCGUGGUCGUGGGUCUUCUGGUGCUGAUCGCUCGCGUAACACUGGAGCUCGAGUGAAUAAUGCACACGCGACUACUUCGAACUCUUCUUGUUUUCCUGGUUUUACCGAUGAGCAGUGGGCAGCUCUCUCCCAGAUGAUUGAUGAAAGAGCACGCCCAUCGAAUGACAAGCUCUCUGGUAAGACUAGACUUGGUGAUCUUAUACUGGAUACUGGAGCGUCUCACCACAUGACUGGAGAUCUUUCUCUGUUAGUUAACACGUCGGUGAUACCGCCGUGUCCUACAGGGUUCGCAGACGGAAAUAAAACGUUUGCGACUCAUGUUGGAAAGCUUCCCUUAACAGAUCGUGUCACGCUGGAGAAAGACCGUUUUAAGAGGACCCUGAUUGGAGCCUGUAGAGAGCGAGAUGGGGUAUACUACUUUCAAGAUGUCAUGGCUGCGAGGGUUCAUCGUAUGACUAGUUCAGUUGUCAGCACAGAGGAUCAGUUUAUGUGGCACCAACGGCUAGGACAUCCAUCGUUUUCUGGACCGUAUCGAACUCGUUCUUCUAGUGGUGCAGUCUAUUUCUUGACUAUUGUAGAUGAUUACUCGAGAGCAGUAUGGACGUACUUUCUACUUGAGAAAUCUGAAGUUAAACCCUAUUUUCGAGAACAUGGAGUUGUCCAUCAAACGUCUUGUGUUGGAACGCCUCAGCAGAAUGGGUGUGUUAAGAGAAAACACAUACACAUUUUAAAUGUGUCUCGAGCACUCUUGUUUCAAAGUAAGCUACCAGUUAAGUUCUGGGGCGAGGCCGUCAUGACAGCGGCUCAUUUGAUUAACAGAACGCCUACUAAGGUUCUUCAGAGGCGUUCUCCGUAUGAGAUAUUCCGAAGAUGUAUCUUUACCGGGUAUCCAUUUGGUCAGAAAGGUUGGAAGGUGUACGAUUUGGAGAAGAAGGAAUUUCUUAUCAGUCGAGAUGUUGUGUUUUAUGAAACAGAGUUUCCGAUGGCCUCUGUUUCGGUUCUACCUCAAUUGUCUGUCUUGUCCCCGACUGUUGCUUCUGAUGAUGAUUGGAUUUUUCUCCCAGAAUCGGAGCUAGUGUUGGACGAAAGGGGGAGUACUGACAUCUCUAGUGAACGUGAACGGGUUGCAGAGGUUGCUCAGCCAUCAAGUUGUGUCACUGAAACAGAGCAUGCGAUAGAGCUUCCUCUAUCACCACCAGUAAUAUCUGAUACUUCUGUUCCUGCUCAGCAGUCUUCCUCUCCAUAA